AUGGCACGUAGUUCGAAGACUAUUCAAGAAACUCGCCCUCUCCAACCAGGUGCUCUCCUGUCAAAGAAAAGAAGGAACGAUAUGUCUCACCGGAUAAUUAUCACCAAUCACGCGAACGACAUCCUGGGGGAGAUCAUAACAGAAGAAGAGCAAGAAAUAGAUCUGGUGAAUCUAAAUCCCCCCACUCGCCGAAAGAAGCCUAUGGACCAAGCCCAACUGGAGAAUCUACUGAACUACGACUUUCUCACCGAAUCUUACGAUCAUCCAGAUCUUCCAAUCCUCGAUCCUUCUACCAUCUCCUUACAGACCGAAUACGAGGAAAGACGGAAUCAACUGUUGAUCAACAUCCAUAACAAAUAUCAGGCCAUGGAACUCAUCGAACGAACUUUAAAUACGGAUUUAAAACAAUUGCUGCAUUUCCUCCUACCCAUCAUCCAUGCCAAGUUUAAGAACUAUCAAAAGAAGGUUGCCGCUUUUAUACUUAAACAAGCCAGUAACAACGUUGCUUCUGUGAACCAUAAUUAUGGACCCGCUUCUGUCGAUGCGGAAGGCGUCAGCUUAAUGGAAGAUUCACAUGGAGGUGAUGAUUUUGAUGAACAUUGUGACGAAGCCACUAUGAAUUCUACUGGAUUAUCUGGAGGUAAUACUCCAUUCUUGAUUGGUGACUUGGUUAGCUCACCUUUGAGAAUUUUGUAUGAAAAUCCAAACGGGAAUUUGGAUUACAUGAACGUGGACCAAUCAGCCCUGGCAGCUAAUGCAAAUAGGUUUUCGACGGUGUCCGAUUCUGGUGCAGACGGCUCCAAGGCUAAAAGUAAUUCACUGAAGGCUAACAUUGGUUAUUUGGGUGGUGAGAUGCAACGUUUAAUUGAAGACUUCGGUCGUGCUCGUGCUGCAGCUGACAUAUCUCGUGGUGAUAAGAGCUAUUGUGACGAAGAUAAGGCACUUGGUAUCCUGUCACUCUCCCACAGAGACCUUCCUAAAUUUCAACUCGCUUCCAACGUGUUGUGA
Mucor mucedo is the source of this 1008-nucleotide messenger RNA. RefSeq lists its product as uncharacterized. The record is from RefSeq and is a predicted model, not a curated record. Lineage: Eukaryota; Fungi; Mucoromycota; Mucoromycetes; Mucorales; Mucoraceae. The coding region runs from base 1 to 1008 and encodes 335 amino acids. The transcript has 5 exons.